CUACAGACAAUACCCACAGACGCAGGCAGCCAAUUGGGCCGUCCGGUUGCCGUGCCUCCUGGGAGCUGUAGUUUCCGGCUCCCUCCUCCUGACUCCAAACUCCACCGAGCAGCUGGAGGACGGUUGCUUGGUAUUAUUAGCAAGCGAGAAGUAUGGCGGUGGCGCGCGUCGACCCGGCUUUGCCUCCUGGAGAAGGAUCAGUGGUCAACUGGUCAGGACAGGGGCUACAGAAAUUAAGUCCAAACUUACCCUGUGAGGCUGAUAUUCAUACUUUGAUUCUGGAUAAAAAUCAGAUUAUUAAAUUGGAAAAUCUUGAGAAAUGCCGACAAUUAAUACAAUUGUCAGUGGCUAAUAAUCGGCUGGUGCGAAUGAUGGGUGUGGCCAAACUGACCCAACUCCGGGUGUUGAAUUUGCCUCAUAACAGCAUUGGCUAUGUGGAAGGGCUGAAGGAUCUAGUACAUUUGGAAUGGCUGAAUUUGGCAGGAAAUAAUCUCAAGGUCAUGGAACAAAUCAGUAGCUGUGCAGCUCUACAGCACCUUGAUUUAUCAGACAAUAACAUACCCCAGAUAGGUGAUCUAUCUAAAUUGGUAUCACUGAAGACCCUGCUUUUACAUGGAAACAUCAUCACCUCUCUUAGAAUGGCACCUGCUUAUCUACCCAGAAGUCUUGCUAUACUUUCCUUGGCAGAAAAUGAAAUUCGGGACUUAAAUGAGAUCUCUUUUUUGGCAUCCUUAACUGAAUUGGAACAGUUAUCGAUCAUGAACAAUCCUUGUGUGAUGGCAACACCGUCCAUUCCAGGGUUUGACUAUCGGCCAUACAUUGUCAGCUGGUGCUUAAACCUCAGAGUCCUAGAUGGAUACGUGAUUUCUCAGAAGGAAAGUUUGAAAGCUGAAUGGCUCUAUAGUCAAGGCAAGGGGAGAGCAUAUCGGCCAGGCCAGCAUAUCCAGCUUGUGCAGUAUCUGGCUACAGUCUGUCCUCUCACUUCCACACUGGGUCUUCAGACUGCAGAGGAUGCCAAACUAGAGAAGAUUCUGAGCAAGCAGAGGUUUCAUCAGAGACAGUUGAUGAACCAAAGCCAAAGUGAAGAGCUAGCUCCUCUUGCUCCUACUGAAACAAGAGCACCCCUUGUACCUGAGCAUUCAAGCCCUGUUCAAGAUGGCCAGAUAGUCCAGGAAAGCGAACCCGUCAUCCAAGUCAAUUCUUGGGUUGGGAUUAACAGUAAUGGUGAUCAAUUAUAUGCUAUUAAGAGUAACUUUCCAGCCUCUGUACACACUACAAGAUAUUCUCGAAAUGACCUGCACUUGGAAGACAUACAGACAGAUGAGGACAAGUUAAACUGUAGUCUUCUCUCUUCAGAGUCUACUUUUAUGCCAGUUGCAUCAGGACUCUCUCCAGUGUCACCUACAGUUGAGCUGAGGCUACAAGGCAUUAACCUGGGCCUAGAAGAUUAUGGUGUUGCAGAUGAAUCUGUGAAAGGGCUGGAAAACCAGGACUUUAAUAAGGAAGAUGAAAAGGCUUUUUGGACUGCAAAUGAGAAUUCCGUUCAAAUGAAGGAAAGUGUCAUCAGUACAGAGGUAAAUGAGAAAGAUGGGCUAUUACCUUGUCUGGAGCCAACAGUAACUAGUGCUGUCUUGAAGGAUGACACCCAUAGUCUUACACCUUUUCCUGAGUCAGUUGGACACAGUGUCUUCCAUACACAGCCAGACAGUGAAGAAACCAUGUCUCAGUCAGCUUCGGAGAAACUUCCCUGUGGGAUUUUAACCCAGAGAUCUGUUGCUCUGGGACAAGAUAAAGUUGCCCUUCAGAAAUUGAAUGAAGCAGCCACCAAACUUCAGGCCUAUUGGCGGGGCUUUUAUGCCAGGAACUACAACCCCCAAGCUAAAGAUGUACGUCAUGAAAUUCGGCUGCGCAGAAUGCAGGAACACAUCGUUUGCUUAACUAAUGAAAUAAGGAGAUUAAGAAAAGAAAGGGAUGAAGAACGUAUUAAAAAAUAUGUACAAGAAGAGGCUGUCAGAUUCCUUUGGAACCAGGUAAGGUCUCUGCAAUCUUGGCAACAGAUGGUGGAUCAGCGUCUAAGUUCCUGGCAUACUGAUGUCCCUCCUAUAUCAAGUACUCUAGUACCCUCUAAACCUCCAUUAUUCACCCAAAGUCAGGAGCCCUCUUCUGAUCAAAAUUCUGAUUGGCUCAUUGCUCCUGAUGAGGCUCCUCAAGAGAAAUCCUUACCAGAAUUUCCAGACUCAGGUUUUCAUUCUUCCCUAACAGACCACGUUCACUGUUUGCAGGAUUCUUUGGAUUUUGAAAAAAGUUCCACAGAAGGCAGUGAAAGUUCCAUAAUGGGGAAUUCCAUUGACACAGUCAGAUAUGGCAAAGAGUCAGAUGUAGGGGAUGUCAGUGAUGAGCACGGUGAAUGGAAUAAGGAAAGCUUAAACAAUGAGCAGGAUAAUAGUCUGCUUGAGCAGUAUUUAACUUCAGUGCAACAGCUAGAAGAUGCUGAUGAGAGGACAAAUUUUGAUGAAGGGACAGGAGAUAGUAAGCUUCACAUAGCUCCUUCCCCUGAAAAGUUAGAUGCCUUGUCUGACGGGGCUUCUGUAGAUGAUACUCAUGGCAUAUCUCCCACUUUGCAAGAUGAAAUCAGCCAGGCACCAGAAAAUUGUAAAUUAAAUGCUGAUGUUCAAGGGCAACAGUCAGACUGCGAUUCUACAUUUCAGGUAUUGCAUGUUGGUAUUACUGUGUAGCAUGUCUGGUUGCUUGGGAAGCAGAAAUCUACUUAACAAUUUCAGUUGCCUUUUUUUUU
Neomonachus schauinslandi (Hawaiian monk seal) is the source of this 2794-nucleotide messenger RNA. It is a transcript of the gene CEP97, whose product is annotated as centrosomal protein 97. The record is from RefSeq and is a predicted model, not a curated record. Lineage: Eukaryota; Metazoa; Chordata; Mammalia; Carnivora; Phocidae. The transcript is spliced from 12 exons. Bases 153 to 2735 code for a protein of 860 amino acids. Gene Ontology annotation, molecular function: protein binding.